Messenger RNA from Lodderomyces orthopsilosis Co 90-125, 1188 nucleotides. RefSeq names its product palmitoyltransferase. Gene Ontology annotation, cellular component: endoplasmic reticulum; Golgi apparatus. Gene Ontology annotation, biological process: protein targeting to membrane; peptidyl-L-cysteine S-palmitoylation. The record is from RefSeq and is a predicted model, not a curated record. NCBI's taxonomy places the organism in Eukaryota, Fungi, Ascomycota, Pichiomycetes, Serinales, Debaryomycetaceae. Gene Ontology annotation, molecular function: protein-cysteine S-palmitoyltransferase activity. The coding region runs from base 1 to 1188 and encodes 395 amino acids. The transcript has a single exon.
AUGACUGUUGAUGCAUGGUUCAAGGUUCGACUAUUCAUAAUUCCACUAGGGAUCGUAUUAGGAUUAGGGUAUCUUAAUUUUGCAUUGAAUUACUCAUUAGGAUAUCAAGAAAUAUAUAUCCAUCAUUCACAUGGGGUUGCUAUAACUCUUUGGUGCUUAUCAGGACUUUGCCAGGUUAUUUCAUUUGUCUACUGGGGAUUGAUUUUGUAUGUUGGUCCUGGGAAAUCUCCCAAGUUUCCGCUUUUCGACAUUUAUCAAGAAGGUAAUAAAGAUAUUCUACCGUUGCCUGAUUUAUUCUUUUGUGAUAAGUUUGGAUUCCCGUUUUAUGAUUCCCAUACCCAAUCUUUACGAAUUGAGAGAUCAUUUUAUUCCAAAUACGUUGGAUACAAUGUAUUGAAAUUUGAUCAUUUUUGUCUUUGGAUUGGAAGUAGCAUUGGUUUGACAAAUUAUUUGUUUUUUAUGAAAUUUUGCAUCUGGUUCUUGAGCUUCUUUAUCAUCAUGUUGGUCUAUGUUAGUCGCUACACGAAGCUGUCUAUAAACCUGGGCGAAAUCAACCACAAUUUCAUUUUGUUAUAUAUUAUGAGUGGGUUUUGGAUCUUGUGUAUCAGUGCACUUUUCAUUUCCCAUGUUUUGUAUGUUUGCCAAAAUAUGACCACUUUGGAUGAUAUUUCGAUAAAGCAGAAGAUUAGAUAUCAACGAUGGAAGAAUAGACGGACGGAAAACGAAGGAAAAAGUGGUGAGCAGCUACAUUGUCUAGCUCCAAAGCAACCAAGAAAAGAGAAAGGAAAGAGAUAUGUUAGCGUGAAGAAGGAUAACAUCAGAUUGGUUGUCGAAUUUGACGUCACAGAAUGUCCUUUCAAUAUGGGAUGGAGAAGGAAUUGGAUCAAUUUGGUGCUCAAUGGUAAUAGGACUAAAGGAAAGGAUGAACAAUACUACACUACAUUCAGAUUCAUACAAGCGAUGGUUGUAUUAGCUGUACCAUUUGCUGAAAUCCCAUUUGAAUUACGUCGAAGAAGAGCUCUCUCUGACUUGGAGAGUAAUGCAAACGGUGUUGAAAGAAAGAUUGCAGAGUUCAUCUUUUAUUCCAACGAAGUCAGUCCCGAGUUUCUAAAUAUGAUAGAAGAUAAGAUCGAAAAAAGGGAGUGUUAUAUCCCAAGCUACUUUUUGGCAAAAAGUGGACUAAAGUGA